AUGAACUCUUGCAAUCCCCAGGAGUAUUCGCCCAACACGGUCAAGGUACCCACCGCGCUACAGUUGAUGCCAGAGCAGCACAUCCCCUUGGAGCUUGCGCGGGACUUGUUGAAGACUUUGGUCUCUGAAGGGACAGUGUCUCAUGAGACUGGCUCAGUCUUAGUCUUUCUACCGACUUGGGCUAUGAUGAGCAGCCUCAGCAAACUCCUACAAGCCGACACGAUGCUAAGUCGGUGCAAGGUGAUUAUGCUUCACUCACAGGUGCCAAAGGAAGCCCAAAUGGAAGCUUUUCAGCCUGCACCGGAGGGAAUGGCCAAGGUGAUUUUGGCGACCAACAUUGCUGAGUCCUCCGUGACCAUCGAUGAUGUGACCUGCGUCAUCGAUUCCUGCAAGGUCAAACUUACUUUCUUCACAGAGACCACUCGUUUGUCGUACCACGAUGUGGUCUUUACUGGUCGACAUAACCUGGAGCAAAGGAAGGGCCGUGCCGGGCGCACCCGGCCGGGGCUUUGCUUUCGGCUCUGCACUCGGAGACGCUUUGAGGAGGGGUUGGAGGAUGAAGUUCCACCAGAACUCACCAGAAUGCCGCUGGUGGGUGCUGCCUUGCUGGUGAAGUCCCUGGAACUGGGCGACAUCGCGGCGGUGCUGUCGCAGUGCCCAGAUCCGCCGCCCGAAACGUCGGUGGCUCAUGCCAUUGCGGAGUUGAAAUUGGUGAGGGCGUUGGAUGAGCAGCAAAAUCUGACGUAUUUGGGUCGCAUUCUGGCGAGGUUGCCCCUGGAUCCUCAUGUGGGUGUGGCGUUGCUCUUGGGCCACUGGCUCUUUGGCCUGGGGGACGUCAUGGCCACCAUCUGCGCGGCCAUGUCCUUCGACGAACCCUUUCAGUUUGCGGAGAGUGCCGGCUUUUUGCCAUGGAAGAUCCAGGAGAAGUACAAGGGCACCCACAAGAACUCGGACCAGUUUGUCUUGGGGCUGGUGCACCAGGAGUAUGCCAGAAUCAUGGACACAGGUGGAGAAGCCGCAGCCAAGCGAUUUUGUGUGCAAGAGGGGCUUCACCCUGCCAUUAUGCGGCAGGCCUACAAUGCAUCUGAGCAGCUGAGGGCGCUCCUGCAGAGCGACGCCUUGGGCGGUUUGGCCAUGGGUAGUUUGGAGGAUGAGGAAGGGACUGCCGCCAUAGCUCUUGAGCAGCACCGGAACUACAGCGCGAUUCGAGACUGGAAUUCCAAGGAGUGGUGCUGGGGGGCCGUGCUCCUUUCACUGGUCACUGCCUUGCCGCACUUGGCGGUGCACCAAGAGAAGCGACACGUCUGGGUGGCAGAGGACACCAUUGGUGCGGUCUAUAGAGGCUCCAUCAACUGCUGCAAGAACAGCUAUGUCUUUCCUUCACCGAUCUUCGCCUUUCUGGACCAAGUCAAGGAAGGUGGAUGGAGACCAACGAGAUGUCGGCAACUCACCAACAUGCCACCGCUGCUGGCUCUGCUGAAGCCUUUUGCCAACGGCGAGAUUCGGAUGGAUGAGCAGGAUGGGAGCUGCGUGAUCAUUGGCAACUGGAUUCCCCUUGGACCUGUGCACGUAGACACGGUGAACUUGCUCCUGGUCCUGCGGCGUCGAUUGGAGGACACCCUGUGCGAGUAUGCCGACGGGAUUGCAGAAGGUGCGUUCCAAAGAGACAACGAGCUCACACAGCUUUUGCAGGACCUCCUUGGCGGUGCGUCCCUGCGUUUCCGCGAGCCACCGGUUGCCCCACCAACUGUGGCCCCACAAACUGUGGCCCCACGGGGCACGGUGGUCGCUCCGCGGGGCACCGUGGCGGCAGUGAAGCCAGCGUUCCAGUUGACGGUGACCAUGACGGGUGGAUCCCUUCCGGUCGAGCCGAACCGCCCGCCCAAAGCUGUGAAGAACAAAGGUAUCGAUUGGUGGAGCUGA
Molecule: messenger RNA, 1923 nt
Organism: Cladocopium goreaui
Lineage: Eukaryota; Dinophyceae; Suessiales; Symbiodiniaceae
Source: the annotation of a GenBank genome assembly